AGGGAGAGAGAGAGAGAGAGAGAGCGGAGAGGAAGGAAAUGGACGUGCGUUCGAGAAGAGGCAGAGAGAUGAGCCCGAACAAAGCCAGGGCUUCCAUGCGUCCGAGAGAUCAGAGACCACAGCUCAGGAAAGUUCAGGUCGUGUACUACCUCACCCGGAAUGGCCUCCUCGAACACCCUCACUUCAUGGAGGUCUGUCUUCUUGCCAAUCACCAGCUCCGUCUGAGAGACGUGAUGGAGCGGUUGACUGCGCUUAGAGGCAAGGGAAUGCUCUCGAUGUAUUCUUGGUCUUGCAAAAGGACCUACAAAAACGGAUAUGUGUGGAACGACCUGUCGGAGAAUGAAGUCAUCUAUCCGGCGGAGGGAGCCGAGUACGUGCUCAAAGGGUCGGAGAUCAUCAGCAACAGCGGAACAGUCGGCAGAGAACCGGUCCACGUCCAUUCGAAGCAAAUGGCGACGGCCACGGCGACCCGUAACGAAGAACAGGAAUUGCGCUGCUCGAGGUACGACGAGAGGGUCAGCUUCGAGGCCGAUGCGGAAGAGGAGGAAGAGUGCGAGCUGGCCGACGAAGAGAAGGCGAGCUACACGAGCUCCCCCACGCCUGGCUCUCGCUGCUCGCGCGGCGUCUCGACGGACGAGCUCGACGAGGAGCGCGACGACAGCGGCGACAAGCUCCCUCGCCACACCGACGACCCUUCGGGCUCGCCUCCGGCUCCACCCUCCACCGUCGCCAAAGCCGCCGAAAAGGGUGGCGAGGGGCGCGGCGACGCCGAGAUUCGUUUCGAGGACGGGGACCCGGCGGCGCCGAGCAGGAGCAGCAACUCGGUGCUCCUCCAGCUCAUCGCGUGCGGCGGCAACUUGGCCGUCCCCAAGGCGAAGGCCGCACCGCCCAGCGCCAGCGCCAGCGCCGCCGGAAGCGGCGGCGACGGAGACCUGCACAGGGGAGUGCUGCGCAAGAGCGCGGCGAAAGCGGCGGCGGACGACGAGGCGGCGAUGAUACGCUGCAUGUCGGAGAACCCGCGGUUCGGGAACGUGCAGAGCGAGGAGAAGGAGUACUUCAGCGGCAGCAUCGUCGAGUCGAUGAGCGAGGACCGAGUCGGGGCGGGUGGACUCAAGAAGUCCAACUCAUUUAACGAGGAGAGGAGCUCCAAGGCCGAGGUGGGAGAUGCUGCGAAGGAAGAGAAGACGGAGAAGUCAUCGGCAAAAGGCAAAUGCAUUCCUCGGAAAAUGUCAAUAUCGUCGAGAAGCAGUAGAAAAUUGCUGUAGUCAUUGCUCUUAUCGCCACCUAAUCACAGUUUUUACUUGGAGAGGUUGUUGGUAAUUCAGUAAUUAUUCGCAUGGUAAGUGGUGUUUGAUGGUUGAGGAACCCAAUGUAUAUCUUUGGAUGCUUAACGAUAAUGAUUAAGGUCAUUAAGCAUGAUGAAGGGAUCACUUCAGACAGAUCUUCUGCUUUCGGUGCUGGUAAGUAGAUUUGAGCACUUUAA
Molecule: messenger RNA, 1483 nt
Organism: Syzygium oleosum
Lineage: Eukaryota; Viridiplantae; Streptophyta; Magnoliopsida; Myrtales; Myrtaceae
Product: protein SOSEKI 2
Exons: 4
Coding region: 39-1265 (408 amino acids)
Source: RefSeq, a predicted model, not a curated record